AUGGAAAUACAUAACCUGAGCCAUAGUUUGGCCAGGGAACUUGACAUCAAAACAUUGGGACAGCUCAAAUAUUUUUUGGAGAUCAAAGUGGCUCCCUAUUUUAGAGGUAUUUUUAUCUCUCAAUGUAAGUACCUAACAGAUUUGUUGAAGGAUACAGUGAAAUCUGUGUGUUGACUAGCUAAUACACCUAUUGAUCCUAAUCAUAAAUUAUGCUUAGUAGAGGAAGAAACUUCUGUUGACCAUCAGACGUAUCAACGUUUCAUUGGUCAAUUACUUUCUAUGACACACACUCAACCAGAUAUCUCAUAUGCAGUAGGUAUAUUAAGUCAAUUCAUGCAUCAGCCAAAAGAAUCUUAUCUACAUGCAGCUUAUCAAGUAUUACAUUACUUGAAUGACACAUCUGGUAGAGAAGUCCUCUUCAAAUGAAGUGGGAAGGUAGAAAUUGAAAUGUUUACGAACGUUGACUACACAAGGUCAAUGAUUGAUCAAAGAUCAAUUUCUGGACAUCUCAUAUUUAUUGGACGCAACAUUGUUACACAGAGAAGUAAAAAACAGAAGGUGGCUGCUUGUUCAAGUGCUGAAGCUAAAUUCAGGGCAUUUGCCCAAGAUGUAUGCGAGUUACUUUGGAUGAAAAAUUUACUUGAUGAGCUAAAAAUCUCUCUUACUAAUCCUAUGAAGCACUAUUAUGAAAAUAAGUCAGCAAUUAAUAUUGUACAAAAUUUGGUACAACACGAUCAUAGCAAACAUGUGAAAGUUGGUCAUCAUUUCAUCAUAGAAAAGUUGAAGGCAAAUCUGAUUUGUAUGUCAUACAUCUCGACACACAAUCAACUACUGGAUAUGCUUACUAAAAGCAUCUCAGGCACUCAACUACAAAAGAUUAUUCCCAAGUUGAGAAUAGAUAA
Molecule: messenger RNA, 902 nt
Organism: Spirodela intermedia
Lineage: Eukaryota; Viridiplantae; Streptophyta; Magnoliopsida; Alismatales; Araceae
Source: the annotation of a GenBank genome assembly